CUCAUGACAGGCGGGGAGGGGGAAGGAAGAAGUGGAAGCCGCGGAUCCAUCUUCAAGAGAAAAUAGGAAAGAGACCGCGUUUCCACCACUUUUAUUUGGUUUUUUUUAAGCGGCAUCUUUCCUUGUAAAUACGUGUCCGGGAGCCCGAGGUGGGGGGCUGUGUUAUUGUCUGUAGGAUGUCCCGACAUGAAGGUGUGAGCUGUGACGCGUGUUUAAAAGGGAACUUCAGGGGGCGCCGAUACAAGUGUUUAAUUUGCUACGACUACGACCUGUGUGCGUCGUGUUACGAAAGUGGAGCCACCACAACCCGACACACCACGGAACACCCCAUGCAGUGCAUACUAACCAGGGUAGACUUUGAUCUGUAUUACGGUGGAGAGGCGUUUUCAGUAGAGCAGCCCCAGUCGUUUACUUGUCCCUACUGCGGCAAAAUGGGUUACACAGAAACGUCUCUACAGGAACACGUCACCUCGGAGCAUGCAGAGACUACCACAGAGGUGAUCUGCCCCAUAUGUGCAGCUUUGCCCGGAGGUGACCCCAAUCAUGUGACGGACGACUUCGCUGCUCAUCUCACACUUGAACACAGAGCACCAAGAGAUUUAGAUGAGAGCAGCGGGGUGCGGCACGUGCGCCGGAUGUUUCACCCUGGGCGUGGCUUGGGCGGCCCUCGGGCAAGGAGGACUAACAUGCACUUUACCAGCAGCUCCACUGGGGGGCUCUCAUCCUCACAAAGCUCCUCUUACUCCCCGAGCAAUCGGGAAGCCAUGGACCCUAUAGCAGAGCUGCUGUCUCAGCUGUCAGGAGUUCGGCGCUCGGCAGGCGGUCAGCUGAACCCUUCAGGCCCGUCGGCCUCGCAGCUACAGCAGUUGCAGAUGCAGUUGCAGCUGGAACGGCAGCAGGCGCAAGCGGCACGUCAGCAACUGGAAACGGCACGCAAUGCAACACGCCAGCGCAGCAACGCAAGCAACAUCAGCGCCAGCGUGCCACCACCCAGCACCGCAACAAACACAGCCAUAACCGAGAGCAACUCGAUGGCUUCCCACAGCUCCCAGUUCCUCCUCACACGGUUGAACGAGCCGAAGAUGUCCGAGGCGGAGCGUCAGGCUCUGGAGAGCGAGCGUGCCGAUCGGAGCCUGUUCGUGCAGGAGCUGCUGCUGUCCACGCUAAUGCGCGAGGAGAGCUCCUCCUCUGACGAGGACGAGCGGCGAGACUUCGCCGACUUCGGGGCCAUGGGCUGUGUGGAGAUCAUGCCUUUGGACGUGGCACUGGAGAGCCUGAACCUGAAGGAGAGCUCUGCAGGCAAAGAGCCUCCACCUCCUCCUCUUUGAUGAUAUCCCACCACCACGCAGACAAUGUCCUCUGUGCUGUAACUGCCAAUGACGGUGGGCAAACACACAGCUCUCACUUUUUUUGGUUUUCUGUUUGGUUUUUUCCUUUUUUUUUUUUCUUUUUUUUUGUGAUUUUUCAGGUCUGUCACCUGUUACAUUGUAAAAAUCCAUAAAGAGCAAGAAUGAGAACGAGAGCGAAUGUGAGAGAGAAAAAAAAAAGAACAAGUGUGUGAGAAGUUAGCAAGCGUGCAAGAGACAAUGAAAGUGUAUGAUGUAUGUGUGUUGAUAAUCAGUUCCACAUGACUAAUUUUUUUUCCUUUAGCAGGUGAGCGUAGGUAGCUGUGGCAGACCUUCAGCUUCCUGUGUCUAACAAAAAAGAAAAAAAAAAACAAAAGGCUCUCCUUAUAAAUACUCCACAUUCUAAAACUGAAGACAGAGUCCUUCUCUAAUGAAGCUGCUGUGUGUAUUUAUGAAUAGUAAUUAAUAAAAAGUGCUUGGAUGGUUUACCAUAA
Molecule: messenger RNA, 1840 nt
Organism: Neoarius graeffei (lesser salmon catfish)
Lineage: Eukaryota; Metazoa; Chordata; Actinopteri; Siluriformes; Ariidae
Gene: kcmf1
Product: potassium channel modulatory factor 1
Exons: 7
Coding region: 177-1328 (383 amino acids)
Biological process (GO): synaptic signaling
Cellular component (GO): plasma membrane
Molecular function (GO): zinc ion binding
Source: RefSeq, a predicted model, not a curated record